Molecule: messenger RNA, 2199 nt
Organism: Pleurotus ostreatus (oyster mushroom)
Lineage: Eukaryota; Fungi; Basidiomycota; Agaricomycetes; Agaricales; Pleurotaceae
Exons: 17
Coding region: 1-2199 (732 amino acids)
Biological process (GO): mitotic sister chromatid cohesion; replication-born double-strand break repair via sister chromatid exchange; synaptonemal complex assembly
Cellular component (GO): cohesin complex; synaptonemal complex
Molecular function (GO): protein binding; chromatin binding
Source: RefSeq, a predicted model, not a curated record
AUGUUCUUCACUACGGAGCUCUUGGAGAAACGAGAUGGGGGAUUUGGUCUUCUGUGGCUUGCAGCGACGUUGGGAUCUAAGUCUACUCUGAAGAAGCUCCCCCGACGCGAUGUAUUGACUGCGGACAUCAGCCAACUGUGCGAUCUAAUCAUGCAACCAGCGGAGCCACUAGCUCUCAGAUUGACGAGUAAUUUGAUGGUGGGCGUUGCUCGGUCAGACUCAGAUCAUUAUCCACCUUCCAUUUCCCAUGACAAACCCUGUUCAGUCAAACAAGAUAUGUUCAUGACCGAUGUGACCACUUGCUUCAACUCGCUCAAGAAGAUCGUUCACGAAUUACAUACUGCAACUGACAUGCAGCUUCAGAUGGCGCAACCGACGCUCAAAUCAUCGCUACUAACCCUAGACGCAGUCAAAGAGCUGGCCGGAUUCGACUUUUUUGUCGCGGAUUGGGAUGACUACCUCAAUCUCCGUAAUGAAGACGACGCGCCCGAAGAAGACGAAGAUUUCAACCCCAGCGGGAAGAAACUGAAACUAAAGAGCAAGCCCCCUGCCUCAACCGAGUAUCCUCGAACGGACAAGCACACGUUACAAGAGCACCAUGAAGACUUCCUCUCGAAGUCGCUGGACCUUUCCUUUAACGGAAGUUUUGUUGGUGGUCACAUCCCCUCGUCUUCACAGAUUGGUGGUCCCUUCAAUAUCCCCACUGACGACUUUUUCCAAUCUGAUGGCCUCGACAUCGGUGCUGUGGGUGACGAGUUGGCUAGAGAGUUGGGGGAAGGCUGGGGGGCAUCGCCUGCGAAGGAUGGCUUUGGUAUGCGUCUUGACCUCCAAAAUGACAUCCCCUUCUUUGAGACUGGCGGUGACUUUGACUUGGGCUUCGGUGACGACCCCUUUCUCGACGGCACGGCAGCACUACAACCACUCGAGCAAGGCCAAGCGGCAUCGAAGAAGCGAAAGGCGCUCCCAGGCUGUCAAGAUGAUAUGCCUCCUCCACCGACGCCUGGUCGCGAACCAAGCCCUUCUACUUCAUUUUCUCGCAUGUUGCUUUCGCAAGACGAACAGCAGCCUGGACCACUCUCGGAUAUCACUGCAUUGAAUCGCAAUCAAGAAAAUAUACCCAAUAAAAUGAAGAAACCUAAGAAGACUCGCCUCUUGCUUGAUGCGAGAACGGAGCUAACUGAUGAAGAGCUCAAGACUGCGCGUGCCGAAUAUUUGAGAGGCCAGUAUGCAUUGAAACAAGAACUUGAACUAAAGAAAGCCGAAAAGGAUGGCAUGAAGUUGGUUGAAGACACCCUGUGGGGAGCGCCCCAUGGAAUCCAAGCUCCUUCCUUGAUAGAUUUCUGGCAGGAGAAUUUCAAGGUUCAGGUGGAGGCAAGAACUGGAGCGCUCCACAUUCACCCUCCAGACGUACAAUCCCCCAAACGACGCAAGAUUCGACAUGCUCCCAAGGAACCCCACCACUUUGACGUGGGUAUGCCCGAUUUCCAUCAAGAUUUGGAUGCGAUGCAAUUCGACUUCGAAGCUCCUAUGGAGCCCCUGGACGCUGGUCGCCUUAGGUCUUCUGAGGAACCUGGUCAAGGCCGUAACGCAUCGCGUGCUCCUUCUGUGUUGGGAGAUAACUUUGGAUUCGAUUUCGGUGUUGGACUUGACGGGCAACGAGGGAACUCGCAGAGAAGUUCGCUAUUUCCUUGGGAUAAUGCUGGUGCUAGUUCUUCGGUCGCCGGAUUUGCGCCUUUCAACGGCUCCGACAGAGUUGCUGUAGACCACGCCGAGAUGAGGCUAAGGGGGAGCUCCCUGAGUCGAAGGGAAGAUUCGCUGAUCCCUAGUCAAGUUGGCACCUUCUCUCCAGCUAUCUUCGGAAAGAAUUCCCAGUUGAUUGGCGAAGAUUAUGCCUUUGAUGUGCCAAUGGAUGUAGACGCUGUUAACCAAUCAGGAGUGGACGAAAGCCAGAUGUCUGACAUGAAUUUAAUAAGCCUCGAGAAGAAUUCUUUCAACUUCCUUGAGUACACUCGCAUGCAAUAUCAGACCCUCCCUGCUACGACCAGGGAAUUGACCUUUGAUAGAAUCGUUCCCACCACCUCAAGCACCAGACAUGUUGCCGCGACUGCCUUUUAUCAUUGUCUUGUUCUCUCCACAAAAAAAUUGCUUCGGGUCAAACAGAAUGACCCAUACGGUACGAUCACCAUUGCCAUUGCAUGA